Messenger RNA from Numida meleagris (helmeted guineafowl), 4168 nucleotides. It is a transcript of the gene NTN1, whose product is annotated as netrin 1. Gene Ontology annotation, molecular function: protein binding. NCBI's taxonomy places the organism in Eukaryota, Metazoa, Chordata, Aves, Galliformes, Numididae. The transcript is spliced from 6 exons. The record is from RefSeq and is a predicted model, not a curated record. The coding region runs from base 214 to 2034 and encodes 606 amino acids.
AGUCAUUCUCCGUGCGAGAGCCGGGGCGGGAGGCAGGCGGGACCCAGCCCCGCCGCCAGCGGCACUUUUGUGGGGCCGUCGCCUCUUCGCUCUCCCUUUCUCCGCGGGGUCUGGCCGCGGGGCGGGCGAUGCUCCGCGCUCCGUGAGCCGCGCACCGCGCACCGCCUCCGCCGGCCGAGCCGCCCCGCUCAGAGCCCCGCUGCGCAGCGCACGAUGCCGCGGAGGGGCGCGGAGGGGCCGCUCGCCCUGCUGCUGGCGGCCGCGUGGCUGGCACAGCCGCUGCGAGGCGGCUACCCCGGGCUGAACAUGUUCGCCGUGCAGACGGCGCAGCCCGACCCCUGCUACGACGAGCACGGGCUGCCCCGCCGCUGCAUCCCCGACUUCGUCAACUCGGCUUUCGGCAAAGAGGUGAAGGUGUCGAGCACCUGCGGGAAGCCGCCGUCGAGGUACUGCGUGGUGACGGAGAAGGGCGAGGAGCAGGUCCGCUCGUGCCACCUCUGCAACGCCUCCGACCCCAAGCGCGCCCACCCGCCCUCCUUCCUCACCGACCUCAACAACCCGCACAACCUGACGUGCUGGCAGUCCGACAGCUACGUGCAGUACCCGCACAACGUCACCCUCACGCUGUCCCUCGGCAAGAAGUUCGAGGUGACCUACGUGAGCCUGCAGUUCUGCUCGCCGCGCCCCGAGUCCAUGGCCAUCUACAAGUCCAUGGACUACGGCAAGACGUGGGUGCCCUUCCAGUUCUACUCCUCGCAGUGCCGCAAGAUGUACGGCAAGCCGAGCCGGGCCGCGGUCACCAAGCAGAACGAGCAGGAGGCCCUGUGCACCGACUGGCUCACCGACGUGUGGCCGCUCUCCGGCGGCCUCAUCGCCUUCAGCACCCUGGACGGCCGCCCCACCGCCCACGACUUCGACAACUCGCCCGUGCUGCAGGACUGGGUGACGGCCACCGACAUCAAGGUGACCUUCAGCCGCCUGCACACCUUCGGCGACGAGAACGAGGACGACUCCGAGCUCGCCCGCGACUCCUACUUCUACGCCGUGUCCGACCUGCAGGUCGGCGGGCGCUGCAAGUGCAACGGGCACGCGUCCCGCUGCGUCCGCGACCGCGACGACAACCUGGUGUGCGACUGCAAGCACAACACGGCCGGGCCCGAGUGCGACCGCUGCAAACCCUUCCACUACGACCGGCCCUGGCAGAGGGCGACCGCCCGAGAGGCCAACGAGUGCGUGGCCUGCAACUGCAACCUGCACGCGCGGCGCUGCCGCUUCAACAUGGAGCUGUACAAGCUGUCGGGCAGGAAGAGCGGCGGCGUCUGCCUCAACUGCCGGCACAACACGGCCGGGCGGCACUGCCACUACUGCAAGGAGGGCUUCUACCGCGACCUCAGCAAGCCCAUCUCCCACCGCAAGGCCUGCAAAGAGUGUGAUUGCCAUCCCGUGGGCGCCGCCGGCCAAACCUGCAACCAGACCACGGGGCAGUGUCCCUGCAAGGACGGCGUCACCGGCAUCACCUGCAACCGCUGCGCCAAGGGCUACCAGCAGAGCCGCUCGCCCAUCGCGCCCUGCAUAAAGAUCCCCGCCGCACCGCCCCCCACGGCCGCCAGCAGCACGGAGGAGCCCGCAGACUGUGACUCGUACUGCAGGGCCUCCAAGGGGAAGCUGAAGAUCAACAUGAAGAAGUACUGCAAGAAGGACUACGCCGUGCAGAUCCACAUCCUGAAAGCGGAAAGAAAUGCUGACUGGUGGAAGUUCACCGUCAACAUCAUCUCCGUCUACAAACAGGGCAGCAAUCGGCUGCGGCGCGGGGACCAGACCCUGUGGGUGCACGCCAAGGACAUCGCCUGCAAGUGCCCCAAGGUGAAGCCCAUGAAGAAAUACCUCCUGCUGGGCAGCACCGAGGACUCUCCCGACCAGAGCGGCAUCAUCGCGGACAAGAGCAGCCUGGUGAUCCAGUGGCGGGACACGUGGGCGCGGCGGCUGCGGAAGUUCCAGCAGCGGGAGAAGAAGGGGAAGUGUAGGAAGGCGUAGGGAGGAGCGGAGACGGACUGAGCGCUGCCGGGGGCGGGCGGGGGGCGGGGGGGUCUCAUAUCGAGGGGUGAAAUGGUAAAAAAAGACGAAACCCAACGAUGGAACGGCAGGCGUGGAGAUAAAAGCGCCGGGCGGAGAGGAGGGGUUGUGGGGCAGUGCCCCGGUGUGGGGCGGGGGACGGGGACACCCAGCGGGCACCGAGGUGGCACUGGAUGGACAGCCAGGUGGCACGGAGCGGAGCGGGCACCGAACCGGCACCGAACCGGCACCGGGAUGGCACCGGAGUGGCUCAGAACCAGCGUGGAGCUGACACCGAACUGGCACCGAACUGAUACCUGACGUCAAACACACACCAAACCAACACUGAACCAGCACCGAGCCAACACUGAACCGGUACCGAGCCAACACCGAACCAACCCCUGCCACCAAAGCACCACCAAACUGCCACUGAACUGCCACCACUGCACCCACAGCAGGGCAGGGAGCACAGCAGGGGCGAUGCUGGAGGAGCCCUCCCCAGAACAUGGACCCUAACGCAGGGCAGCAGCCGGGUAUGGAGCUGCCACGGCCGUCCCGAGCCCCUUGGUGCUGCGGUGCUGCAGUGGGGCUGGGGCAGGACGAGGUGCACACUGUGCUCCCACCCCAUAGAAACACCCAACCACGGCCACCCCGAGACCCCCGCAUGUUCAUCCCUGCCCCAGGACAGUAAAUGCAGCCCCCAGACCAAGGCCAGCUGCUGUGGUACUGCCCAGCCCCAUGGCACAGCCCCAUGGCACAGCCCCAUGGCACAGCCCCAUGGCAUAGCGAGGGCUCCUGGGGUCCCUGGUCCAGGGUUGUGAGGGCAGCAUGGCACCUGGGGGGGGAAGCAAACAUUCAGUCGCUACGCAAAGCAAAACCUCCCUGCUCUUUUUUCCUUUCAGGAAACUUGGAAACAUCCAUUUUAUGACAUUUUCCAGCGGUUUCUGCCUUGUUUUAUAGCGAUCGACAAUAUUUAUGUAAUGACAUAAACCACCAUAAAGCGAGGCAGCCGUGUAAAUAGGUGCAAAGCAGAGGGCUCCGGGGCAGCAGCCGCCACGGAGGGAGGGAGAGAGGGAGCUCUGCGGAGCCCCCAGCCCCAAAGGAAGGGGACUGGGUGCCGAGCAGCCCCCAAAGCCAGCCCUGCUUAUCCCCUCGCCCAGCACAGAGCUGGGUUUCCCCACUGCAGAGCCCAGCACGAGCCAGCAGCCGCCGUGCAGCCGAGGGAACCGCGGGCACCGAGAAUCCGGCCCCAAGUCCCUUCCUGCCCUGCACAGUGGGAAGCUGAGCACAGGGGACGUGGGGCUGCCCACAGCGCGUGCCCUGUGCCCCCUGAGCGCCUUCCCCGGCCCCCAGCACAGCCCCAGUGCUCCCAGCUCUGCCCGCCACCAGCCGGCUCCCAUAUGGCCGCCGGGGCUUGGUGCCCACCGGGGCCGGAGAAGCCCCAUCCACGGCCCUGUAAGCACAACUGGGGGAGCAGCUGGUGCGGCCGGUGCCACUGGUGCCACUGGUCCAACCGGUGCCCUCGGUGACCUUGGUGCCACUGGCACAACCGGUGCCUUUGGUGCAACCGGUGCCCCCGGUGCCCACCCCUUGGGCCGCCCCAGCGUUGGGGCGUCCACGGGCACAGCCCUUCCCCACAGCCCCCCCAGCCCCAGGACCGUCCCAGGGGAACCCACGGCCACCACCCGGCAGGGACAACGCUCCAGCCCCAAACAUCACCGCCACGGUGAGGGCUCCCCACGCCUCAACCGUGUCCUCCCCCCAUGACCCAGCGCUGGGACCCCACUGUGACACGGGGACAACGCGGGGGGACGCGAGCAGCGGUGGGGAUGGGGCCGAGGAAAGGCCAGGCCCGGCAGCACCGCUCUGCCCGCUCCGUCACAGCCGUCCCCGCGCAGCCGCCCCGCCACAAACCUGUGUUCAUCCCCACGGUUCUGUUCUGUUUCGAUUCUUUCUGUUAAUAUCUUGAACUGUAAAUGUUGUUUAGUUACGACCAUGGCGUACGGCUUUGGGCGACGUUUCUUUACGAUGCAUACUAAUAUAUUAUGGUUAUUAUAUAUGAAUAUAUUUAAUGACACGUGAAAAAAAAAAAAAGAAGAAGUUGUGGAUUUUCUUA